Schistocerca cancellata (South American locust) is the source of this 5275-nucleotide messenger RNA. It is a transcript of the gene p120ctn, whose product is annotated as catenin delta-2. The transcript is spliced from 21 exons. Lineage: Eukaryota; Metazoa; Arthropoda; Insecta; Orthoptera; Acrididae. Gene Ontology annotation, molecular function: cadherin binding. Bases 893 to 3850 code for a protein of 985 amino acids. Gene Ontology annotation, cellular component: adherens junction; plasma membrane; cytoplasm. The record is from RefSeq and is a predicted model, not a curated record. Gene Ontology annotation, biological process: cell-cell junction assembly; cell-cell adhesion.
GCAAGGCAGAGGUGUAUCAUCGUUUGUACAUUGGGUGUGGAACGAUUAUUCGGAUUUAGAAAGCUAGCACUUCCAGCGGAAUCAUCAUAGAAAAACUAUGGAAAUUUUUAUGACUCAUAAAAAUUGUGCGAUAACAGAAACCAAACAUUGCUCUUUGAUUUUACGCCUGCUGUGUUUUACAAUACUGUGGUAGCACGGACGGGAAGGAAAGGGCGAAGCUGCCUGCUGACGUAAUGGAUAUUGCGGGGAUAUUCUUUACUACUUAAGGUUACUGGUUUUCUGGUGGAAGUAUUGUUAAAGUAAGACUUAAUUUUUCUAAUGUAUGGCGACGUUCAUUUGUGGCUACUGGGACUGCAGUCUCGACCGAAUGAAACUCUUAUAAAUAAAUAAACCACGCAACGGGAAGGUGCAGUGAAAUUGCAUCUCGUAACUGUGCUCAUGAUUGUGAGGUUAUUUGUUGUUUUUGUAGCAUUUAAUGACAGAAAUGCCAUGUUGUUGUGUUUUUAUUCGAAGAAGUGUAUUUCGUGAAUUUCUGUGACGUAAUGAAGCAAAAAUGAAGAGCUCGAAUUUGGGAGAAGAAUGACCGUGAUAAAUGAAAGCAGAACCAAAGCAUUCAAAGAAAGAUAUGGCACCUGAAAAUCUUUAUUGAAAGUUACCUUUCAGUAAUUUUACGUAUGUGGAGAAUAUUUGUGGAGUAGCACCAGUUACCGUUGACAAGACUCCUGAAUGGCCAACUGAUUUUUUUUCUUUUCUUUUUGUGGGACGUAGCAAAUGAAGGUCGUCAUGACCAGCAGUAAUCAGUUAAUUGACUCCUGUUUGUUGAAAAUGCAAGCUUCCAUUACUACUGUACGUGAAGGAAAAGUGUAACACUGAAGCAGCCUGUGGCCACGUGAUGGGGGAAAGGAGAGUUCUACAGGAGAAAACGCCAGACAUGCUACAGUAUACUGGUCAACCAGAAUUACAUCAGGGAAACUCUUAUUCACUUGAUAUGACAUACCAUCCAACAAAUGGCCACCAGGAUAAUCACUCACCUAAUUCUUCUCACCUGUCUGUUCAGAGUGGAGAUGGAGCAACUCUUGUGUCUCGUACUCAGAAGCAACAAACUACACAGCAGGUUACUACUUUAACGAAAGUUGUUAGAGAAGUUCAUCAUGUUGGACCUGAUGGUCAGCAAGUUGAUUAUGUUGGUCUUCCAUAUUCAGGAGCUGGAGUUGUACCACCUACAGCUACACCUUCGAAUUAUCCUCCUUUCACCAAUUAUGAGCUAUUGACAGGGCAGGAAGGCUAUCCUCCCAUGGACCCAGCACGGAGGUAUCCAGAUGCUUAUCAUCCGAGUUACCAGGAUUAUGAGCAGUAUCCUCCGCAGCCUGAAUACCCAUACCAAAACCCAGCAUAUCCAGGUGGCUUUGCCCCGUAUGGUGAUGCUUCCAACUAUGUGGAACAGCCAGGUUACGUUGAACGGCCAACAACACCACCCAGUCCAAGUGAAAGAAGUGAAUCGCCACCUUUGCAGCAGUCUCUUCAGCAUGAUUAUUUGCGGAAAGGAGCUCCUUAUUCCCAAGCGGGGUACGAUGAACUGGACUCUGCAUUAAUGCCUGGUCGUCAGGAACAUUACCGAAUAACGCCUUCGCCUGGUGCACCUGUAGAUAGAUAUGAUCACAUUUCUCAUCCCUGGAACAUUGAUGAAUCAGGUGAACCAUCACAAUUAACACAUGGAGAAGAUCCGAAACUGGUUUAUGGAUACCCACCAUCUCCAUAUGGCACUGUACCAGCAGCUUAUGGCACUAACGGUGCAGACCCUAGAGUGUAUGAAGAGAAUGGUGCUGUUCCAAGAACAAUUUUUGAAGAUGAAGAAGAAUUGAGGAAACACUUGUCAAUGCAUCCUGCAAUUCCUUCACCUUCAAUUGAUGAUGACCAGAGAGGCAUGCGAUGGCGGGAUCCUAAUCUGACUGAAGUUAUUGGAUUCCUCAAUAAUCCAAAUAAUGUAAUAAAAGCUAAUGCAGCUGCAUACCUCCAGCAUUUAUGCUACAUGGAUGACCCAAACAAGCAAAAGACAAGAUCAUUAGGUGGCAUCCCACCCUUAGUUUCACUGCUUUCACAUGAGAGUCCAGAUGUGUACAGAAAUGCAUGCGGAGCCUUACGGAAUCUCUCAUAUGGAAGGCAGAAUGAUGAAAACAAAAGAGCUAUUAAAAAUGCUGGAGGGAUACCUUCGCUAAUUAAUUUGUUACAGAAGUCAUCAGAUUCUGAAGUAAAAGAACUGGUGACUGGAGUUCUGUGGAAUUUGUCCUCAUGCGAGGACCUAAAAAGAUCAAUAAUAGAUGAUGGCCUUGCAGUGAUUGUGAACCAUGUUAUUAUCCCUCAUUCUGGCUGGGAUUCCACAUCAUCUGGUGAAACAUGUUGGUCAACAAUAUUCAGGAAUGCAUCAGGAGUUUUGCGGAAUGUUAGUUCUGCAGGAGAGUAUGCGAGGAAAAAACUGAGAGAAUGUGAUGGUUUAGUUGACUCCUUGUUGUAUGUUGUGAGGUCGGCGAUUGAAAAAUCAAACAUUGGUAACAAAAGUGUUGAAAACUGUGUAUGUGUGUUGAGAAACUUAUCCUAUAGAUGCCAAGAAGUGGAAGAUCCUCAUUAUGAUAAGCAUCCUGUUCCAACGCAAAGCAGAGUUGGUGCACAGCAGAAAGGUGACAAUUUGGGCUGCUUUGGUGCAAGCAAAAAGAAAAAAGACGCACAGCCCAUCCAACAGAAGGAAACAGCUGCAAGCAGCCGAAGCACAAAUCAACGACUAGAACCUGUCAAAGGAAUGGAACUUCUCUGGCAGCCUGAAGUUGUUCAGUCUUACCUCUCUCUCUUGCAAAGCUGCUCGAAUCCAGAAACGUUGGAGGCAGCUGCAGGUGCACUGCAAAACCUUGCUGCAUGUUAUUGGCAACCAAGUAUUGAAAUAAGAGCAGCAGUGAGGAAAGAAAAGGGUCUUCCAAUUUUGGUUGAGCUUCUGCGAAUGGAAGUUGACCGGGUUGUCUGUGCUGUAGCAACAGCUCUGAGAAAUUUGGCCAUUGACCAGCGGAACAAGGAACUGAUAGGGAAGUAUGCUAUGCGAGACCUUGUACAGAAAUUACCGUCCGGAAAUCCACAACAUGAUCAGGGAACAUCAGACGAUACCAUUGCCGCUGUACUUGCAACAUUGAAUGAAGUAAUAAAGAAGAAUGCAGAAUUCUCUAGGUCAUUGCUGGAAGCUGGUGGUGUGGAACGCUUGAUGAAUAUAACAAGACAACGUCAGAAGUAUACACCGAGGGUCCUGAAGUUUGCUGGUCAAGUUCUUUUCACUAUGUGGCAACAUCAAGAACUUAGAGAGGUUUACAAGAAACAUGGUUGGAAAGAGCAGGAUUUUGUUACCAAAACAAUAGCUGCUCGAAAUGCUGGACCUAAUUCUCCAAAUAAUGCUAACAGCACACUGAAUCGACCAAUGGCUAGCCAGGGAGGAACACGAUAUGAAGACAGGACGAUGCAGCGCCCAACAAAUGUAAACAGUACAUCUCGCAGUCCUGGCCCGCCCAUGUACCAGCAGGGUGAUGAGAUUCCAAUGGCAGAUAUGUCAUACCCUGAAGGAGGGACGCAUGCCCCACCCCCAGGAGGAGUCCGUACUUACCCUGCCGCUCCUUUAGCCAAACCAGGUGAACCCUUAUAUGCCCAAGUCAACCGUGAGAAAAAGAAAAAUCGUCAGUAUGAAUCUGGAGGUUCACAACCGCAGUAUGAUGGUCCUCCUGGGCCUGGAGAUAUGUGGGGAUAUGAAGAACCUGGAAAAGGUGUUGUUAUGGACAGCCAUACUGAGAAUCCAACUGGUGGUGACUCAUGGGUGUGAAGUUGUUGUGUUUUGAUUGGUGUUGUGCAUUAGAUUUAUGGUACAUGUGACCACUCACUGGUCUCCUUUUGUAUGUACAGUAGUGUGCAUAUGUCAUCACAGCUACAUAUAUUAUGUGAAAGUGGAUGUGUAUCCACACACUAUUGCUGAAAUAUGUGUAAAUAACUGUCUUAAUAGUGAACAGUAAUAUUUAAAUUACUCCAAAUCUCCAAAAAAAAUGAAAAAAAUUGUUGUGAGAAUAAGACGUGUGACAAUUUUUUGUCUACUGUGUGAAUAUUGCAACUUGACUAUUGUUCUCAGGUCCUGAUCUAUUCAAAACAAAUAACACUGUAGGACAGAGAGAUUCAAAUUUUAACAGGCAUUCCACUUGGAUAAUUGUUCGUGUUGAUUGAAAGAAGUCCCACCUUGUGCUAAAAAGUUUACAGGGAGUGUUUAAAACAUCUGGAUAACUCUUUGAGUAGUUAGCUGCUCUUUUUUUUGUCCCCCCCCCCCCCCCCCACCCCCAGUGGAAAAGUUACAUGAUGUAUGUCACGUGCUGUUUCCAGUGCACUAGUUAAGUGUUAAUGUUUGACAAAUGCUAUUCAGUUGAAAAUUUUGUAUGUUUUGUUUGUUACUGUUUUAUUUGUUUAAUUACAUAAUGCUGGAAUUUCACUUAUGUGGAAUUUUAUGUGAACUUUUUGUUCUGCAUUAUUAUGUUUAAAUUUAAUUUGAUUACAUUUCUAUGACACAGAACUGAUUUAAAUGUGUGAAUGUUGUUUCCUUUUUAGUGUAAGAUGAGGUGUUAUAAAAUGCCUAAAAGUUGACAUGUUGUUGCAAAUUAAAAUGAGUUUAUUUGUAGAAAAUGAAAACAAGUAGUGAUCUUCAUGUACUAAAGGUCAAGACAAGAUGUUGACUUAGUGAUUAAGCACAAUUGUGUAAUGUUUUCUAAGUUUGCAAUUUGGUUUGUUUAACUGUGUACAUGAAUGGACAAUGAGAGCUAAAUAUAUGCAGAAUUAAGUUCCCCUAAAUAAUAUAGUGUUACACAGUAAUAUGACUUUAAUUUCAAGUCUUGCAGGUUUUGUUCCAAAUUUAAAAUUAAUACGGCCAUUAGCCAGGUGCAACUGCCGUAAAUCACAGAAUUAUUCUGCUUUCAGCCAAUGCUGUUUGUAGUAAAGGAUGUGUGUAGAUAUGAUAGACUCAAAGGUAUACAUGUUCAUUUAUGCACACAACAGACUGAUAUACUACAUGUAAUACAUAUUAAGAGAUGUUUAGUAAUACGUUAUGUUAUAAAUUUAACAGAGAAAUGGUAUAAAGGAGUUUAUAAUAGGCAAGCACAGAUAUCUAUAGAAAAAUAAUUGUUACAAAAUCUUAUUUAUUUGAACUUUGUUAGCAAGUAUUUAUAUUUUUAAUCUAUUUUUAAAUUAAACUUAUAAUAGUACUGAUAAA